GGGCCAAUACACGGAGUUUAUCAAGUGACUUGUUCAAUGCGAUCGAUCGAUCGUGAUCGAGAGAGUUCUCGGGAUCACAUGUGCCGCGAAAUUGACAUGGAACUUUUCGUUCGUGUGGUCAGACUGUGUGACAAAGUGAAAGCGUUCCGAUCGAUCGUUUUAAGCGCGGAGAAUCGUCGAACAGCGCGUGAAAUUUACGUUUGAGGGGAAGAGACCUAAUAAAAGGGGGGAAGAGAGGAAGAAGGAAAGAGAGAGAGAGAGAGAGAGAGAUUACUUUUGGGCCCAGAGGUCCUUGGGGACCUCCUAAUGGCACCCGACCUUGAGAAAAGACGGCAGGAACUAAGGAGGACCAGCAGCGGUACCUUGGAACCGGGACACGAACACUUUCAAAUGCUCCUGCAGCUCCGAUGCACCGGAAACGCAUUGGCUGAGCCUUAUCGACACGGUAACAAUGCAGGAGGAAGAUCGUCAGCGGUGAUAGGAUCGGUUCAAAGGAGCACCGUCACGUCGAGCAACCGCGCGCACUCCGCCUCAAGGAGGAUCAGUCAUCAGCAACGCCAGCAACAGCAGCAACAGCAGCCGCAAGCCCAGCAACAGCAGCAACAGCCCAGGAUACCCUUGGGAUCCUUACGAAGCUCGGAUGAGCACGGAUCAAGAGCCAGCUCGGCACAGGACGUUUGCGAUAACUCGAACGAUUCCGGGCUUGGCUUCGAGGAACGCCAGCAACACCUCACGAACGCAAACGCUUGGAACGGCGCCGGUGAGGAGGACUCGAAGAGGAGGAAGAUGGACAUCAAGCUUGAGUCUGAAGAUGCGAAUUUCGCCUUUCCAGAGGUCGCGCAUGUGACAAGCCCCGAGAGUAAAACUGCUAGCAGGGGCACGUCGAAUGGAAUUGGGGGAUUGGCGACCAUUUCCGGAAGUCGAACGGGAAAUGGAGGUACAGGAAGGGUGGUCGAGGUCUCGAGGACACGUCCAGGCUUGGGUGUCCUCUCGAAGAGGACACCCACUGCUCAACAGGGUCCCAUCACACUUACUUCUCAACUGUGUAGUGCUUCCACAGAUGGAAAGGUUCAACUGCAGAUUAUUUGCCAACCUGAGCAACAGCAUAGAGCUCGUUACCAGACAGAGGGCUCCAGAGGGGCGGUGAAGGAUCGUACCGGAAAUGGAUUUCCAAUUGUACGCCUGGUUGGUUACGACAAACCUACCACACUUCAAGUUUUCAUCGGCACAGACCUUGGUCGCGUCGUACCUCAUAUGUUCUACCAAGCUUGUCGUGUGAGUGGAAAGAACUCGACGCCAUGCAUCGAACGUAAAAUCGACGGCACCAUAGUGAUAGAGGUGGAUAUGGAUCCAACGAAGGACAUGAUGGUUACGUGUGACUGCGUUGGCAUCUUGAAAGAGAGAAACGUCGAUGUGGAGCAUAGAUUUCCGCAGGAAGCUGGUGUGCUACAGGGACGUAGCAAGAAGAAGUCCACACGUUGUAGAAUGGUGUUUCGUACGACCAUAACUCAUCCGGAUGGUACUACGGAGACUUUGCAAGUUUGCUCUCAACCUAUAGUUUGCACUCAACCGCCUGGUAUACCAGAGAUCUGCAAGAAAUCACUCACAUCCUGUCCCUGCACCGGAGGAUUGGAAUUAUUCAUACUUGGGAAGAACUUCCUCAAAGAUACUCGCGUAGUGUUUCAAUUAGACAACGACGAUCUGUCAAGCAGCUUAGAGCCUCACUGGGAAUGCGCGGUGGUACCUGACAAGGAGUUCCUUCAGCAAACUCAUCUUGUGUGCGUAGUACCACCCUAUAGGCGGCAAGAUCUAGCGCCUACGGAAACGGUCAACGUGAAAUUGUACGCGGUGUCCUCUGGAAAAACGAGCGAACCUCACAUGUUCCUCUAUACCGCUGCAUCCACGCCACCUGAGCCAUCAGUCGGCAAGAUCGAGCCUAUAACACCACCAUUAGCAACCACGAAUGGCGAUGCUACGUUAGCAACGUCUCCUACAGCGGUAUCUCUAACUGCAGGUGUACCAUCAAACACUCUGAUUACACAAACAGCCGCAGGAACGCCGAACUUCUUAGCUACUAUGCCUUCUCAACAGCCAGCUUCUCAGACAACAGAAGCCUUGAAGAAUGAUCCAAGCCCACCGCCAGUCACUGCGUCAUCCCAGGUAACGCCAGUGAUGAUGUGGGCAGCGCAGAGUCCGAAUUGUCAAAAUUCACCUCCUGACGUGAUGAUGCCACCGCCAGCAUUGGUAGCGAAUCCCCUUCUAAACCGUAGAUCAUCUUCGAACCUUCAGUUAAUACUUCCGGAUAAUUUGAAGACGGAGGUGUUAGACGAGAACAGCGAGAACAGUAUGAUCAGCGAGAACAGCAUGCAAAGUAUACCAACGCCUACUGCGAACAGUUCCACGGGUACCAGUCCGUUGCAACAGCUGGUGAACGAGAACUCGAGGGAAACGCCGCAGGCUAACAUGAUCAGAUCGGUGCCAGUCGCGGCUAAUAACUCGCCUGUACAGGAGGCAGUGAAUCUCCUUGGUGUGGUCGAUCUAAUGCGGAACCAGCACACUUUGUCGAUGGUGUCCACCCACCCAAACACCUUCGGAGGUAUGCACGAACCGUCUCAAGUCAAAGUUCUAAGUCCCCAUCAUAUCAACAAAGAAACUAACCCGAUGUUGCCGACAGAAGGCAGUCCUAACGGAACUCUUCAAGGCGGCGGUGUCGUUGAUCUUCGGAUGAAGCAUCACCAAUCGGAGUUUGGUACAUUGUCGAACUUCACCGCAACGCCAAACGGCCAGCUACCUGCACAGAGUGGUCACAGCGUAGAGAAAUACUUGAACCACAUCGAGUCGAACGUGAAGGAGGUUGAGAGUCAGGAGAACGGCUUCGUGGGCACUAUACAGCAACGAGCUUCCAUUAUCACUACAGGACGUCAACCUCAGCAGGGACAAGCUCCUACUAUUUUAGCCUCUCCUCCUCAAGGAGUUAAGUUAGACACUCUAGUUAACACUGCCGCGGAAUCUCAUCAAAUGGUGUCGCCAUUGCGCACCGUCAACCCGACUAGUAACGCUAUGAUGAGCCACGUUUCCGCGGUCCCCGAUCACGAAACGAUACCCAGUCCCCAACAGAAUAGAACUAGCCCGACUAUUCCUGUCAAAACGAUGCUCCUCGAGGCGUUGAUGCCGCCACAGACGGUGCAACCUUUGGCAGGAAACGGUGCCGCGUCCGUUCCAUCACCCGCGUCAGUGGUUCCGGAACAGACUAACGGUGACAGUCUAUUGACCACCAUUAACGCGGCCCUCCUGCCAACGAUGCAGGAGCCAGCCGUGACCGCAACCGGUACGUCGAAUGCUAGCGUAACUGUAGCAUCCCAUAACCCGUUACAAGUUACGAACGAGACUAUGUCGACAGCGACGGAGCAUAUUCCGCAGAUGCAAGGUCUUAUUCAGCAAGAUGUUGUAGCGAUGCAGCAGGCGCAGCAAGUGGAGCAGGUAGUAGCUCAGGCACAGCAACAGGUCGAGCAGGUUGUCGCUCAGGCGCAGCAGCAGGCUGUCCAGGCUGUCCAACAGGCGCAGCAGCAAGUGGUCCAGCACGUGGUGCAGCACGCUCAAGUUGUCCAGCAGGCUGUGCAACAGGUGCAAGCGGUGCAGCAGGUUCAGGCUGCUACUCAGGAAGUGGUCCAGCAGGCAGUGCAGCAAGCUACGCAGGAAGUGGUCCAACAGGUUCAAGCGGUUCAACAGGCGGUGCAGCAGGCGCAAGCUGCUCAAGCUAUGCAGCAGGCUGUGCAGCAAGAUAUCGGUUCUAUGUUGAAUCAGCCUGCAGGUUUCGUUGCAGAGGCUAGCUCUGCUUUGGCGAGUGGAGCUGCUCAAGAACCAUCGCAGCAGAGGUUAACCAACGCUGCUGAACAGGCGAUUAAUAAUGUAAUUACUAAUGCUACUCAAGACAUCAUUAAUAAUCGACCCAUUACCACGACAACCGCGCAUGCCAUCAUCGCUACGAAGAAUAUACUGAACAGCGUGGCCACUCAGAGUGCGCAGUUAAUGAAUAGUGCUAUGGAGGGUAUUCUGCCUAAAUCGCCCUCCGGUCAGAAUAAUAUGGUUGAACAGGUCGCGAGUAAAUCACCACCCGUUGCAUUACCCGUAACGCCCAACAGACAGAAUGUAAACCCACCUAUAGCUAAUACGGCAAACAGUGCGAACGGUACGACGGUCAGAAAGCAGGAAGACGGUAUGUUGCCCCAAGAGUUAACCUCAAUGUCGGAGCAUGAUCUGUUGAGCUACAUAAAUCCGAGCUGUUUCGAUCCGCAGAACGGUUUCCUUAUGUAGUACUGCCGUAUUCUUGUCAUUAAAAAUAUUCUAAUUGUGUAUUUGACGUAUCCUCGGAUACAAACGUGAGAAAGAGCGAGAGCGAAAGUGAGAGAGAGAGAGAGAACUGAGUGAAAGUAAUUAAAUUCCAACCAAGUCGAGUAUGAGAAAUAUAUAAGAUUCUUGGCUCGGUACGAGUUAUAUAUAUUUGUGCCACAUUGUCGUUUCAGACUUUGUAUGUGAUAGGUAUGAAAUCCGUUUUUAUAUGAUGAAAAUGGACGAAGUUAGCACCACCUUUGUAACAAUUGAAGAAAGAAAGAAACAAACCACUAUUAUCGUUGUUAAGUAAGACGGGCGCAUGAGAGCGCGACAAUUAGGGUUUUCCUUUUAAUUCUUCCUUUUUCUACGAGUUGUCGAAUGUGAUAAUUCAUUUUAUUUAUCUCCAUCAAAACGUCUCUUACGCAUCCAGAGGUGCCUUUU
Molecule: messenger RNA, 4773 nt
Organism: Habropoda laboriosa
Lineage: Eukaryota; Metazoa; Arthropoda; Insecta; Hymenoptera; Apidae
Gene: NFAT
Product: nuclear factor of activated T-cells 5-like
Exons: 7
Coding region: 307-4314 (1335 amino acids)
Biological process (GO): regulation of transcription by RNA polymerase II
Cellular component (GO): transcription regulator complex
Molecular function (GO): DNA-binding transcription factor activity, RNA polymerase II-specific; transcription factor binding; RNA polymerase II cis-regulatory region sequence-specific DNA binding
Source: RefSeq, a predicted model, not a curated record